AUGGACGACUUCACUGAGCUCGAGCUCUUAUCGCUCGUCUCCAAAGUCACCUCGGAACUACAGAACCAUCUUGGAAUCAGCGACAAGACUCUCGCCGAGUUUGUCAUCGAUCAACACGAAAAAUGCGGCGGAAAGUUAGACCAGUUCAAAGAGGCUCUGGCCUCCAUGGGGGCCGAGUUCCCGAACAGCCUGGUGGAGAGCAUCGACCGGUUGAUUUUGACCAUGCAUCCGAAAUACAAAAACCAGAAGAAGGAAGAGGCGGCACAAAAGGAAAAGUCGGAUAUGGAUGAGUUGGACGAGAUCAGUCGCAAGGCGAGGGUCUUCAAAGGGCUCGCUGUGCCGGACCGCGAACGUUUAUGGGACGAUUACGAAGAUGACAUGGUUGGACAGAAAACCAUCGACGAGACUCGGCCGCCUGACGUGGGAACGCCGGAGGAGGACGAUACCUUUGCGCUUCUUGAAGGGCUCGCGGGAAAAGAGCGGAACGGUACAAAUGGGGCCAGCGAUAGAACUAGGAAGAGGAGUCGCAGUCCGGAUGGUGAUGAGUAUCGAGAUUCUCGGCGAAAACACUGGUCUCGAAGUCCUAGUCCUCGAGGGGAGAAAAGGUCACGGCGAGGGAGAGACGAUGAUUACGACUACCGGUAUAGAGACCGACGCGACGACCGAAGAAAUGGCCAUCAUAAGAGCAGGAGACACGACUAUGAUGACGAAGGAGACGAUUUCAAAAGGCCUCCUCCGCGGGAGAUGGACGAGGCUCCCGUAUUAUACAAGGUUUACGACGCCGUCAUCAAUGGGAUCAAGGAUUUCGGUGCUUUUGCCAACCUCGAAGGUGUCAAAGGGGGUCCGAGCGGUCUGAUUCAUGUUUCUGCGAUACAGGAAGGUGCAAGAGUCAACCAUCCAUCCGAUCUUUUGUCUCGCGGCCACCGAGUCAAGGUCAAAGUUGUCAAGAUGGAAAACGGCAAGAUUAGUCUUUCGAUGAAAGAGGUUGAUCAAGAGUCUGGCCAGGACUUGGUUCCGUCGAGAAGAAUCGCUUCAGGUGCCAACAUGGAACGACUGAACGGCGUCUCAUCAAAUGACCGGUAUGGAAAUCUGGGUAGUAGUGUGCCGGUCAUCGAAGACGACUACAACUCGAAACCGACUAGGAACAAAAAGCGAUUGACCUCUCCCGAGCGGUGGGAAAUCAAGCAGCUUAUUGCCUCUGGUGCUAUCUCCGCCCAAGACUACCCGGACAUUGAUGAGGAAUACAACGCCACUCUAAAUGGAGAGGGGCAAUUCGAGGAAGAAGAGGAUAUCGACAUCGAAGUCAAAGAAGAAGAACCUCCUUUCCUCGCCGGCCAGACCAAGCAAUCUCUGGAGUUGUCUCCCAUUCGAGUGGUCAAAGCUCCUGAAGGUUCAUUGAACAGAGCGGCUCAAGCAGGGACUGCUCUCACAAAGGAGCGAAGAGAAUUGAAGCAACAGGAAGCGGCAGAAAAGGCCGCUGAAGAGGCUUCAAAGGUCGAUUUGAAUGCACAGUGGCAGGAUCCCAUGAUCAGUCCUGAACAGCGGAAAUUCGCUGCCGAUCUCAGACAAGCUCAACAACAAUCUUCCAAAGCGAUUGCGGCGGUACCGGAGUGGAAGCGAGCAGUUCAAAGCAAAGACCAGUCUUUUGGCCGACGGACGAAUAUGACCAUCAAGCAGCAGAGAGAAUCGCUCCCGGUGUUCAAGUUCCGGAAUCAGUUGCUUGAGGCUAUUGCCGCGAACCAGUUACUGAUUGUCGUCGGAGACACGGGGUCAGGAAAGACAACUCAGGUGACUCAAUAUCUCGCUGAAGCAGGGUAUGCAAACAAUGGAAUUAUUGGCUGCACACAACCUCGCAGAGUGGCUGCCAUGUCCGUCGCGAAGCGUGUUGCCGAAGAGGUUGGUUGUGAGCUUGGCAAAGAAGUCGGUUAUACCAUCCGGUUUGAAGAUCGGACUUCGCCUGAGACGAAAAUAAAGUAUAUGACCGAUGGUAUGCUUCAGCGGGAGAUCCUCCUAGAUCCAGACCUCAAGAGGUACAGCGUUAUCAUGCUGGAUGAAGCCCACGAGAGAACAAUCGCAACUGACGUGCUGUUUGGCCUGUUGAAGAAGACUCUCAAAAGACGUCCAGACCUGAAACUAAUUGUCACUUCGGCCACCCUCGACGCUGAGAAAUUUUCGGAGUAUUUCAAUCAAUGCCCAAUCUUCUCCAUUCCCGGAAGGACGUUCCCCGUGGAAAUCAUGUACUCGAGGGAGCCGGAGGAGGACUAUUUGGACGCUGCUUUGACGACCGUCAUGCAGAUCCAUCUUACUGAACCGCCGGGUGACAUUCUACUUUUCUUGACGGGUCAAGAAGAAAUCGACACCAGUUGCGAAGUCCUGUACGAAAGGAUGAAAGCGUUGGGACCUUCAGUACCAGAGUUGAUCAUCCUGCCAGUCUACUCCGCGCUGCCCAGCGAGAUGCAGAGCCGGAUCUUUGAUCCUGCACCUCCUGGAAGCAGAAAAGUUGUGAUUGCCACAAACAUUGCCGAGACCUCCAUUACCAUCGACCACAUCUAUUAUGUCAUCGAUCCCGGGUUUGUCAAGCGGAGCGCUUAUGACCCUAAGCUUGGAAUGGAUUCCCUAGUGGUCACUCCCAUCUCACAGGCACAGGCUAAACAGCGUGCCGGUCGGGCAGGCAGAACUGGGCCAGGGAAAUGCUUCCGUUUAUAUACUGAAGCCGCAUACCAGUCCGAGAUGCUUCCGACUUCUAUUCCGGAAAUUCAACGGCAGAAUUUGUCCAAUACUAUCCUGAUGCUCAAGGCCAUGGGCAUCAACGACCUCCUACACUUUGACUUCAUGGACCCUCCACCUACCAACACCAUGUUGACCGCGCUUGAAGAGUUGUAUGCUCUCUCUGCACUGGACGACGAAGGCCUGUUGACUCGACUUGGUCGGAAGAUGGCCGACUUCCCCAUGGAGCCGGGCUUAUCCAAAACACUUAUUGCCUCGGUUGAGAUGGGCUGUUCUGAAGAAGUUCUCACGAUUGUCGCCAUGCUCUCUGUCCAGAAUGUAUUCUAUCGACCCAAGGAAAAACAGCAACAGGCCGAUCAAAAGAAGAGCAAGUUCCACGACCCUCAUGGCGACCACCUCACUCUGUUGAAUGUCUACAAUGCAUGGAAGCAGUCACGGUACAGUGACGCCUGGUGCUUUGAGAACUUUAUACAAAAGCGGCAGAUUGCUCGGGCCCGCGAUGUCCGGCAACAACUGGUCAAUAUUAUGCAGCGGUACAAACAUCCUAUCGUAUCAUGUGGCCGCAACACAAUCAAGGUCCGUCAGGCGUUGUGUUCUGGUUUCUUCCGCAAUUCGGCGCGCAAGGAUCCUCAGGAGGGAUACAAGACACUCAUCGAGGGAACUCCUGUCUACAUGCACCCUAGCAGCUCGUUGUUCGGCAAGCCCGCGGAAUAUGUUAUAUUUCAUACGUUAGUGCUCACGACUAAGGAAUAUAUGCAUUGUGCGACUGUGAUUGAACCAAAGUGGCUCGUCGAAGCAGCACCCACGUUCUUCAAAGUCGCCCCUACAGAUCGCCUGAGUAAACGUAAGAAGGCCGAGAGGAUUCAACCGUUGCACAACAAGUUUGCAGGAGAGGAUGAUUGGAGAUUGAGUGCCCAGAAGAGACAGGGCAGAGGCGGUGGUGGAGGGACUUGGGGUUAG
Molecule: messenger RNA, 3687 nt
Organism: Exophiala dermatitidis NIH/UT8656
Lineage: Eukaryota; Fungi; Ascomycota; Eurotiomycetes; Chaetothyriales; Herpotrichiellaceae
Product: adenosinetriphosphatase
Exons: 2
Coding region: 1-3687 (1228 amino acids)
Biological process (GO): spliceosomal complex disassembly
Cellular component (GO): intracellular anatomical structure; catalytic step 2 spliceosome
Molecular function (GO): ATP binding; RNA binding
Source: RefSeq, a predicted model, not a curated record